CGCAGGACUAACAACCACAACUAACAACCACAAUGACAGCACAAGGAACAAAGGAAAGACGAGGGCUUAAAUAACAAACACAACGAGGAACAGCUGAGACACAUUAGGGGAGGGAACAGUAAUCAACACAGGAGGGAAACACAGGGAAACACACACACCAUGACAUAAUCCCUCUAUUACAAUAUCGCUGCACUUAACGAGCGACAUUCAUACACGCUUGGUCAUGCUUUUGCAUCAAUUAAACCAACAAUAAUGACGUAGGGAAACUAGGAACAAAACAUUAAACCAACAAUAAUGACGUAGGGAAACUAGGAACAAGACAUUAGUUCCAGCACUUUAACACAUUCUAAUUACACAUUACAAAUGGGUUCAGUUACAUUAUAUUCACAUUUUAACCUUUUAACCCAUCAUGAAUUAUAUCUAUUUAUUUAUAACAUGAAAUUUAAGUAUUGAUUAUUAAGUGUGCAUUAUGAAAGAAAACCUAUUUAUGAAACGUCACUUAGCCUACAUAAGGGAUAAUGCUCGACGAGGCGUCUAUAUGAUAAUAACCUCGCCUUGUAUGAUUCUUGCUAUGUCCAAAUCGGAGAAACGAAACUGAAGACGCCGCUCGAUAUGGACAUUACAAUCACUCUUCUUGGCGGGGAGUCUCAUCUCCUCACCGUGGAUCCAGGGACCACCGUGGGCUCGCUGAAACACCGCAUCCUUCAAAGCUUUAAACUCUCCCCGGAUAAGCUUUCGUACGACAUAGAAGGACAGAAAAUAAAUCUCAAUGACGACACGAGAUCUUUAAGUGCCUAUGGUGUGCCGGCCGGCGCCAAUAUCUUGAUGCUGCUCAAGGAGCACAGGAGUGAGCCCACCGACAUCGUUAUUUUCCUGACAACGGAAAAGGGCCAGAUUCGCACCUACACCGUCCGACCUCGGGAGACGGUGGCUGGCUUUAAGCUCAAGGUUCAACAGCGGGAAGGAAUGGCCGUGGACUUACAAAGGCUGAUGCAUGAAGGCCGUCAGUUGGACGACGAGAGUCGUACACUGGAGUCCUAUAAUGUGAGAGAGGGGAGCGUCAUCUACCUACAGAGACGGCUGAGAGGCGGAGGGGACUUGGGAGAAGACGCCUCAAGAGAGGCCACGUCCAGCUAGACCAUUUUCAGCUUACAGGCAGAAAAAGGCAUAACCUUAAGCUUAAAUGUCGCUAUUUAUGCCACUUUUCUGUUCAAACUGUUUUAAUCAACUAAAUAACUUAGAGGCAUUGAUUCAAUAAUUGUUAAAUUGUUUUAAAAAAAAUCAUUGUUACAAUUAUAGUAAACAGGACCAGGUGUACGAUUUCAAAUAAAGGUUGUAAUUUAAAUUGAAAGCCAAACUACGUGUUUAUAAUAUGGGAAGAAGGUAAACAAGUAGUGGGAGGUCGCUGGGUAUAUGCAGUGUAAGAGAGCCUAGAUGGAUCUGAGACUUGUAAAGGCAGUUAUGUUGCAAAGGGGUAUGGUGAAGUGGAAGGGGAUUGACUAUGAAGAGACAUUAUCACCGACACACAACAGGACCUCUGUCGAAGCAUUGACACAGGUGGCUGUACAAGAGGAUCUUACCCUACACCAAAUGGAUGUGAAGGAUGCUUACCAUGGCUGCUUACCCCCAUGCUAUAUCCGCCAACAGCGACAGAGAUCGGCCCACAAAGCUACUUCCGUUUUGCGCUUCUCACCUUGCGUUUCAGACCGUUAAAAAUGGUAUUUUGACAGUCUGUAACGCAAGUUUGCCCGUGCCCAGAACCGCCCCUGGGUGUAUGUGUACGUGUAUAUGUUAAUGAUGAUAUGGUAAUGAUUUUAUUUUCAGAGAUAAUUAGGAUUUUCUUACUAGUAUACAAGCACUUGGAAUAGGGGGUGGCCACAGUGACCCAGGCCACGGCCCCUUAGCCCUCAUUGGCCAAUAAAAUACAUAGGCCUACUAAUACAAUUUGUAUACUUUUGCACAGUAUUAUUGUUGUUGUAGUUUGUACUACUGCAUAGGAUGUUGUUUAUAUAAAUAUAAUGCAUAAUAUAUAUAACAUAAAAAAACGGCAUCAGUCAUAUUAAAACAGAGAACUCUUGCUUCGUGUUUGGUUGGAAAAUCCCAGAGAAAGAAAUUUUCAGAGAAGGGGAAGGGGUCAUCUUCAAUUGCUUGAGCCAUUGCCCCUCAUAAAGUCUGCAUGUCCAUGCUAUUAUAAUUAUUGUGGGUGUAUGUAUUAGUGUGUGUAUAUGAUUGGCAUAUGCAUUUGCCUGAGAAAAUGAUUGCCCAGGCCGACACUUUACACAGAUUGAACUCUGGCAGACGUCCAACUGAAGAGAAAUCAUGGGCCCUUCUCAUUCCGAAUCGUAAGUCUGCGUAUAUCGACCCAGGGACUGCGACCAUGAGUCAUAUCAGGUUUUAAUAUCGCAGGUAGCAAUUUCCUGUGUAUCACUAAAAUGUUGCCCAGGUGUUAUCAAUAUGUGCAUGCUUGUCUAAAUGUGGAUGUAUCUAAGAUGUUCGGUUUGUUUGUGUGUUUAUUGUUUUAAGAAGAAUGAUGUUGGGAUUCACCAUUUAAGCAGGGAUCGGAGGAAGUUGAAAGCAAAUUGUCCCCAGCUGUUCUCAGCAGACACUUUAAAUGUAGAGCAUUUUAGGAAUAAGUUCAACCUCAACAAACCACCCACAAACAGCUUGACAUUUUGUACACCAAUAUUGAAUUUAUUACAAAAUAUUAAA
Gadus chalcogrammus (walleye pollock) is the source of this 2709-nucleotide messenger RNA. Its product is annotated as polyubiquitin-like. NCBI's taxonomy places the organism in Eukaryota, Metazoa, Chordata, Actinopteri, Gadiformes, Gadidae. Bases 613 to 1137 code for a protein of 174 amino acids. Gene Ontology annotation, cellular component: nucleus; cytoplasm. The record is from RefSeq and is a predicted model, not a curated record. Gene Ontology annotation, molecular function: ubiquitin protein ligase binding; protein tag activity. Gene Ontology annotation, biological process: modification-dependent protein catabolic process; protein ubiquitination. The transcript has 2 exons.